Molecule: messenger RNA, 1158 nt
Organism: Limulus polyphemus (Atlantic horseshoe crab)
Lineage: Eukaryota; Metazoa; Arthropoda; Merostomata; Xiphosura; Limulidae
Product: 5-hydroxytryptamine receptor 2A-like
Exons: 1
Coding region: 1-1158 (385 amino acids)
Biological process (GO): adenylate cyclase-activating adrenergic receptor signaling pathway
Cellular component (GO): membrane
Molecular function (GO): G protein-coupled receptor activity
Source: RefSeq, a predicted model, not a curated record
AUGGAUACAGAUAAAUUUAAUGACCACUUUAAUAUCACAAUGUCUUCUAAUUCUACUCAGUUACCGAACGGAAGGGGUCUUCUCCCCAUUUCCCUCAUUUCUCUCGCGCUGGGUCUUCUUACUUUAAUUACAGCAAUCGGUAACAUCUUCGUCAUUUCCGCCAUUUUAACGGAUAGAAUUCUUCGGACAGUAGGUAAUUACCUCAUUCUGUCUUUAGCCGUGGCGGAUUUAAUGGUAGCUUGUCUCGUGAUGCCUUUCGGCACUAUUUACGAGAUUAUGCAGGAAUGGCGGAUGGGAUCGGUACUGUGUGAAAUAUGGACGUCCUGUGACGUGUUGUGCUGCACAGCGUCCAUUCUCCAUCUGUUAACCAUCGCUGUUGACCGGUACAGAGCAGUAACUCACGUAGAUUAUGUCCGUCAGAGAAGUUCGAAGGACAUUGGGCUCAUGGUUUUACUCGCGUGGAUCGUUGCCAUAGCAAUUUCGGUCGCCCCAGUCUUCGGAUGGAAAGAUGAAGGCUUUGAAGAUCGGAUAGUCAGAGAGAAGAAGUGUUUAAUCAGUCAGGACGUGGCUUACCAAGUAUUCGCUACAUGUUCAUCAUUCUAUUUACCCCUGGUCGUUAUUCUUAUUCUCUACUGGCGUAUUUUCCAAGAAGCUCGCAGAAGAAUCCGCAACAAACCAGGAACUACAAUUUCUCUUCUGGUCAGAAAAUCGCAUUCUAAACUUUCGGAGUCACCUGGAAAUGAAACCACCACUCUUUCGACACCAUCUUGCUCGGCGGAUUCAAGCCCCUGCUCCUCGACACCGACGAAGAAUAAACGGACGAAAGAGAAAUUAUUCCGUGUUGACACAGUUCUUAAAAGAGGCAGAAGACAACCACGAGACCUGGAGUCGAAACGUGAAAAGAAAGCUGCGAAGACCUUGGCGAUCAUCACUGGAGUAUUCAUCAUUUGUUGGAUGCCCUUCUUCGUCCUCGCCUUCGUCAUGCCCAUCUGUAGCAGCUGCUACUUCGAUGAAAGACUUUUCACUAUGUCUCAAUGGCUGGGCUACACUAACUCCAUGCUUAACCCUAUUAUCUACACUAUUUUCAGCCCAGAUUUUCGUCAGGCGUUCAAUAAAAUGUUAUGUAGAACACCACAAAGAGUUCAAACUAAUUUAUAA